Messenger RNA from Pezoporus flaviventris, 7054 nucleotides. RefSeq names its product nuclear receptor coactivator 6 (gene NCOA6). The record is from RefSeq and is a predicted model, not a curated record. Gene Ontology annotation, cellular component: histone methyltransferase complex; transcription regulator complex; nucleus. Lineage: Eukaryota; Metazoa; Chordata; Aves; Psittaciformes; Psittacidae. The coding region runs from base 354 to 6491 and encodes 2045 amino acids. Gene Ontology annotation, biological process: positive regulation of transcription by RNA polymerase II. The transcript is spliced from 14 exons.
UUAGUGUUGUGAGUCUUACAGCUGCCUGGCAGUCAGGCACUGCAGAACUGAUACCAGGUAUUUGCUUGUCCUCUGGACCAUAUGGAGAUGAGUGUAAUUGAUUUUUUUGUUGUGUUGUUUUUUUCCCCUCUACCUUUCUUUCUACCUGACUGUCACUUAGGUCAACUGGAAUACUUCUCAAGUCAUGUGCAGCAGGAUUCUGUGAGGAAACCACUUCUGUUUGUUCUAGUGGACAAACAGCUCGGAUACUGCCAUGGCCCCCAUUUUCAAAGUGACACAGUUUGUCUUGCAGACCCUGGUACUGGGUCACCCGCCUCAUCUGAACGUCUGACAGGCUGCCUUUGGUGGAAACAAUGGUUUUGGAUGGUCUACCUAACUUAAAGGAUACAUAUGCCUCCUUGUACUCCUCAGCUAUGGAAGACUUAGAGGUGGAUUUUGAUUCAGGACUGGAGGAAGAUGAACUGAAACAGGAGGCUGCUCCUGAGGAUUCCACGAUCUUUGUAGCUUUUAAAGGAAAUAUAGGUGACAGAGACUUUGAGCAGAAACUAGAUAUCAUACUGGAGAAUGUGCCUGGCCUUUUACACAUGGAAUCCAACAAGUUAAAACUGCAGAAGAUCGAGCCUUGGAACAGUGUCCGUGUCACCUUCAAUAUACCCCGGGAAGCUGCCGAGCGGCUGCGAAUUCUGGCUCAGAAUAAUAACCAGCAGCUUCGCGACCUGGGAAUUCUCUCAGUUCAAAUUGAAGGGGAAGGUGCUAUCAAUUUAGCUUUAGCUCAGAACAGAAGCCAGGAUGUCCGAAUCAACGGGCCCCUGGGAGCAAGCAACUCAGUGCGAAUGGAAGCGGGGUUUCCCAUGCAAGGGGGACAAGGUUUGAUAAGAAUGAGCAAUGCAGCAGCUGUCAUGAUGUCCCAGGGUGGAAAUGUGCCCUCCUCUAUGGUGGCAAGUGGUGCUAGUGCUGAGCUCCAGCCAAGAACACCUCGGCCUUCCUCACAGCCAGAUGCAAUGGACCCACUCUUAUCUGGGCUAAAUAUCCAGCAGCAAAAUCAUCCAUCUGGAUCUUUAGCUCCCCAGCUCCAUUCAAUGCAGUCAGUUCCUGUAAACAGGCAGAUGAACUCAGCCAACUUUCAGCAGCUACAGCAGCAGACGCAGUUGCAGACACGUCCUCCCCAGCCACAUCAGCAGCCACAGCAGGGUAUUCGACCUUCAUUUACUUCACCAGCACAGGUUCCAGUUCCUCCUGGCUGGAACCAGCUUCCUUCUGGAGCGCUUCAGCCUCCUCCAACCCAGGGAGCACUGGGUACAUUGGCAGUAAACCAGGGCUGGAAAAAGGCCCCGUUGCCUGGACAAAUGCAGCCGCAACUUCAAGCAAGACCAUCUCUAGCAACAGUACAAACUCCUACUCAUCCUCCACCUCCAUAUCCUUUUGGAAGCCAGCAAGCUUCCCAGGCUCACUCAAACUUUCCCCAAAUGAGCAAUCCUGGCCAGUUUACUGCUCCUCAAAUGAAAAGCCUUCAGGGAGGGCCCUCACGGGUUCCUACACCACUACAACAACCCCACCUGACCAACAAGUCUCCUGCAUCCUCUCCCUCCUCCUUCCAGCAGGGAUCUCCUGCCUCAUCUCCAACAGUUAACCAGCCACAGCAGCAGAUGGGACCAAGGCCUCCCCAGAAUAGCACGCUUCCCCAGGGAUUUCAGCAGCCUGUCAGUUCUCCUAGUCGUAAUCCUAUGGUGCAACAGGGGAAUGUACCCCCCAACUUCAUGGUGAUGCAGCAGCAAAACCAAGCUCCACAAGGUUUACACCCUGGUUUAGGAGGAAUGCCCAAGCGCCUCCCACCAGGGUUCCCUGCAGGCCAGGCCAACCAGAACUUCCUGCAAGGUCAGGUGCCUUCCACAGCUCCAGCCCCGGCGGUGAACAGCGGCGCGCCGCAGCUGCAGACCAGCCAAAACGUGCAGCACACAGGUGCCCAAGGAUCUGGACCUCCUCAAAAUCAGAUGCAAGCACCACAUGGCCCACCAAAUAUGAUGCAGACCAAUCUAAUGGGACUUCAUGGAAAUAUGAACAACCAGCAGGCGGGUGCUAGUGGGGUGCCACAAGUUAACAUGGGAAACAUACAGGGACAGCCUCAGCAAGGACCACAGUCUCAGCUUAUGGGAAUGCACCAGCAAAUUGUAUCCUCUCAAGGACAGAUGGUAAACAUUCAGGCUCAGGGAUCGAUGAACCCUCAAAACCAGAUGAUACUUUCUCGAACUCAGCUCAUGCCACAAGGCCAAAUGAUGGUGGCACCACAAAACCAAAAUCUUGGUCCUUCUCCCCAAAGGAUGACCCCACCCAAACAGAUGAUUCCCCAGCAGGGACAACAGAUGAUGUCUACACACAAUCAAAUGAUGGGACCUCAGGGCCAGGUCUUGUUACAACAAAAUUCAAUGAUGGAACAGAUGAUGACCACUCAGAUGCAAGGAAAUAAACAGCCUUUUAGUACUCAAAGCCAGUCCAAUGUUAUGACGGGGCCAGCUCAACUGAUGAGAGGACCAACCCCAAACAUGCAAGGAAACAUGGUGCAGUUCACUGGGCAGAUGAUGGCACAGCAAGGCCCUGUGAAUGGUAAUCCUUCUCAGGUUAUGGGAAUUCAAGGGCAAGUGUUAAGACCCACUGGACCUGGUCCUCAUAUAUCUCAGCAACUUGGGGAUACUGCUACUACAACAAAUAAUGAUGUGAACUUGACCCAGAUGUUACCUGAUGUUCCUGUGCAGCAGCCAAACAUGGUGCCUUCUCAUAUGCAAGCAAUGCAAGGAAACAACAACACUUCAGGGAGUCAUUUCUCCGGCCAUGGGCUGCCUUUCAAUACGGGGUUUAGUGGAACGCCAAACGGGAAUCAGAUUUCCUGUGGGCAAAAUCCUGUUUUUCCUGUCAAUAAAGAUGUUACACUCACAAGUCCACUCUUGGUUAACCUUCUGCAAAGUGAUAUAUCAGCAGGACACUUUGGCGUGAACAACAAACAAAAUAAUCAGAAUGCCAACAAGCCAAAGAAGAAGAAGCCUCCAAGGAAGAAGAAAAAUAAUCAACAACUAGAGCAAACAACUUCUUCAGAACCACGUCCAGCUGGCCUGGAGGAGAGCGAUCAGUCAUCACUGUCUGGAGAUCAAGGAAUGAGUUUAGAUAACUCAGGCCCCAAGCUUCCGGAUUUUGCAAGUAGGCCACCAGGUUAUCCAUCUCAGCCAGUGGAACAAAGACCACUUCAGCAGAUGCCACCUCAACUCAUGCCACAUGCACAGCAGCCACAACCACAGCCCCAGCAGCAGCCGCAGCCACCAUCACAGCAAGCCCAAGCAGCACCACAAACACCACAGCAGCAGCAGCAGAUGAUGAUGAUGCUUAUGAUGCAGCAGGAUCCCAAAUCGGUCAGGCUUCCUGUACCACAAGGAGUUCAUCCACCUAGAGGGCCUCUGAAUCCAGAUGCUCAGCGAAUGCCAAUGCAGCAGGGUGGUAACAUGCCAGUAAUGGUUAACCUCCAGGGUCCUGGGUCAGUGCCUCCAUCUCCUGAUAAACAAAGAAUUUCCUUGCCAGGCAAUCCUCCUCUGGGAAAUAAUGCAAGAAAAGUGGUUUAUCAAGAAAAUGUCCAGAAUCCUUCCAGCUCACCCCUUGGAGAGGUUUCAUCAGUUUCCUCCCUUCCAGAAGGAGCUGGAGCUGAAGGCCCCCCAGCGUCAGCAGCUCAGAAUAACCUGACAUCACAUUUAGUAGUUUCACAAAACCAACUAAUGAUGACAGGACCCAAAACUGGACCCUCCCCACUUUCAGCUGCCCAAGGUACAAGUCCUCAGCAGCAGUCGAAUUCUCUGUCUAGUGCUCUUACACACCAUUUUCCAAAUGUUGCCACCCCAUCACAAACUGCAAGGCCUAAAACCCCAAACAGAGCAAGCCCAAGGCCAUACUAUCCUCAGACUCCUAAUAACCGUCCACCUAGCACAGAACCAUCAGAAAUCAGCUUGUCUCCAGAGAGACUCAAUGCUUCUAUAGCUGGUUUGUUCCCUCCCCAGAUUAAUAUUCCUUUACCUCCCAGACCUAAUCUCAAUAGAGGAUUUGAUCAGCAGGGUCUUAAUCCCACUACUUUGAAGGCCAUUGGACAAGCCCCAUCAAAUCUCACCAUUAACAAUCAGUCUAGUUUUGCUUCUCCACAGUCACACAAAUUGGAAAGUGUGGUCAUGAAUUCAGGAAAACAAACCAACACUGGAGGAACAAAGAGAGCAAGUCCAAGCAAUAGUCGGAGAUCCAGUCCUGGAUCCAGUAGGAAAACUACCCCAAGCCCUGGCAGGCAGAAUUCAAAAGCAGCUAAAUUGUCAUUGACAACUCCGCAGAAUCCAUCUCUCUUGCAGAACAUGGAAUUACAAAGAAAUAUGAUGGCUGGUCCCUCUUCUUUGCCAACACCUGUGACUUCAAGCUUCCAAAACAACAUGCUAAAUAACCCGAAUCCUGCAGUAUCUGUACCUCCUGUGGUGGGCAUUCCCGAAGACAACAAAGAGAGCCUUAGCGUGCCUCAAGAUAACGAGUGUCAGAGUGCUCAAGGUGUCCAAGGUAACAAAGACCAGCCCAGUAUUGAACUAAAAGGUAUCCCUACUCCAGAAAUGAAAAUGGUGGUUCCAGAAGAACAGCCAAAAAAAGAUGGGCAAGCUUUGGACUCCAGUAAGCUUCCAGUCAUGGAGGAAAGUAAACCCAUGGUGUCUCCAGCUAUGAGGGAGGCACCAACUUCCUUAAGUCAACUUCUUGAUAAUUCUGGAGCUCCUAACGUAACCAUUAAGCCUCCUGGGCUGACUGGUCUUGAAAUGGCACCGAUAGUUACCACUAGUGAGGAGCUAAAGAAGAUAGCUGUCAUUCCUCCACUGCAAGAUUCAUCCUCGAGCAAAGAGUCAUCUAAUUCACUUAGCUUGCCUCAAAGUAAUGAGCCCUGUUCAACACCAGGGCACCAGGAACUGGGAGAAAUAAACUCAAGUGUUGCACAGAGCGUUCCUCCAGUAAUGCAGAGGCCUGUCAGCUCUUCUUCUAUUUCAGGUCCUUUGCCUCCCAACCAGAUAACAGUUUUUGUAACUUCAAACCCUAUUACAUCUGCUGCUAAUACAUCAGCACCAUUGCCAUCUCACUUGCAGCCUGCAUUGGUGUCAACUGUUGUCACAAUGCCCAAUGUAGGCAACAAAGUCAUGGUGUCUGAGGGACAGUCAGCAGUUCAGUCGAAUGCCCGGCCACAGUUUAUUACACCUGUGUUUAUAAACUCAUCAUCAAUAAUUCAGGUUAUGAAGGGCUCUCAGUCAAGUACGAUUCCAGCAGCCCCCAUGACUUCUAACUCUAGUCUGAUGCCUCAGUCGGUCGCGGUUGUUGGGCCUUUGCAUAUACCACAGAAUAUAAAGUUCUCCUCCACACCCGCUCCUCCCAGCACAUCAUCCACCAGUCCUGUUUCUACCAUUCCCACCAGCAGGCCACUGGUUCUUAAUCCCUUGGCACCUCCUGGUCAGCUGCCUUCUCCUGCUACAACUUCUUCCAGUGCUCCCUCAAAUCUCCCUGCUCAGCAAGGCAAAGACUUCAGCCCAGAGGAGACCUCUUCUCAAAGUGGUGGGUCGAGUGACCAGUGUUCUGUUACAGCAACGCAGUCAGGACCUGUUGUUUCACCUCUUUUGACAAGUAGUCCGGGAUCUGGGAACAGGCGCAGUCCUGUUUCAUCAAGUAAGGGGAAGGGAAAAGUAGACAAGAUUGGCCAGCUCUUGUUGACUAAAGCUUGCAAGAAAGUCACUGGCUCCCUUGAGAAAGGGGAAGAGCAGUAUGCUUUGGAUGGCGAAGCAGAAGGUCAGGGACUAGAAACAUUGGUCCCAAACAGUUUGGGAACAGAGCAGUCACCAGCAGAACUAGAUAAUAAAACUGUGACACUGCCAGCACCCAGUCUUCUAAAACAGAGCACUUCUGGGCCUGGCUGUUCGGGUGCCAGCACCACAGCUGCUGCUCCUGCCUCCACACCUCCGAGCACAUCAACAAGCACUCCUCCUACCAGUGUACCACCGGUUGUAACCACUCCUGCAGCCCCAGACCUCUCACCUGCAGCACCAAGCACUAAUGGCAGUAACCACGGUGCUGCACCGGCUGAGCAAACCGGGGCUGCUGUGGUGGAGGAAAAAGCAGGAGCACAUCAGGAACUGCUACAGAAUGCAGCAUCCUCUCAACCUUUAACACAGAAAAAAAGUUCAGUUCCACCAUCAGAAAGUACUGUUCAAAGAACAGAACUUGAAACAAAUGCUCCGGUAGUUGCUGGUCAAAGUAAUGAGACAAAAGAGAAUUGUGAAAAGUCUAAAACUCCAAGUAGAAGAAAUUCAAGAACAGAGGAUUCUGCCGCUCCACAGGAAACUGUAGAGAACGGACAGCGCAAGAGGUCCUCCCGACCAGCAUCUGCAUCCAGCACUGCAAAAGAAACGAGUGCCAGUGCAAUGCAGUCAAAAAGAAGAAAAUCCAAGUAAAUUACUGCAUGGAAACAUGAAACUUGUAAAUGAGUGUGAAUUUACCAAUAGCGAUUUUGAGCUGUGAUUUUUCUUUUUUUAAAUAAAAUUCUGUACAGUAAAGUCCUUUUAAUAUUCUCCUGUUCCCCCAAAAUGAUUUUUUUUUCUAAAAAACAGAUAAAUAGAUAUAAAAACUGGGUUCUCCUAAAACCCCCUGGACUUACGAAGUGAAGCCGAGGGUUAGCACAUGAGGUUAAUGUGUUUGUAUGAAAUGGAAGGGGAGGGGAAGACAAUUGUAAAUUUAUUUGUUUCCACUUUUCAUAAAUUAGAAUACAGGGUUGUCAUUUUUAGGUAUUAAAAAUAAUGUAUUGUGCUGUUGUUUAAGUACUGUAUGUGAAUAGCAGUAAGAGGGUUUAGAAACAAACCCAAUCAUGUUUGGAAAUGUAAAUAAUUUUAUUAUAUAGUAGAUCUGAUGUAUUUGUUGUAGAAAUGGACCAGUGAAACAAAACAGAAAACAACAUAAAUGUAAGGGUUUGUAUAAUGUGGAAUCCCUCAUGCUCUAAAUAAAUGUUAUUGUCCUAUAA